Molecule: messenger RNA, 1074 nt
Organism: Colletotrichum lupini
Lineage: Eukaryota; Fungi; Ascomycota; Sordariomycetes; Glomerellales; Glomerellaceae
Product: methyltransferase CmcJ
Exons: 6
Coding region: 1-1074 (357 amino acids)
Molecular function (GO): oxidoreductase activity
Source: RefSeq, a predicted model, not a curated record
AUGGCAGCAGUCACUGCUUUCUUCGAGAGAACUGAUCUCCACAAAACGGCGAAGCCGUACUCUUGGGAUGGCCCUGACGGGCAGUCGUUCCCCAAGUCGAAUUUCGUCAUGAAGGACAUGGAACUUAAUCUGACCGACAUACGAACGCUGCCAGAUUUCAAGCCUACUAUUGAGGAGAACGGCUUCUGUUUCCUCGAGAACAAGUCCAAAGAGCUCUCGAAAAUGACUGGAGCGGAUGACUGUAAACCUUACUUGGAAGAGAUGGCUCAAUUUUUUUUCGAGAUGCACGUUCGCAAGGAGGCCGCACGGGACACCUUCCUUUCGCCCACUUGGGUUGGGCUGGCUACGAUAAUCGUAAAUAGGGCCCCCAAUUGGCCCCUGCGCAGUCGGCUGUAUGCCGCGGUCGAAUUGGACUUCCAAUCCGACAGUAAGAGAAUCUUCAUUAUUUCGUCGGCACAUUGUUCGUUUCUACCGCUAAUUCGAAUUAUGGCUGCAGAUAAUACCGUGGCCAGUUCUUGGAGCAGAAUAUCGCUGUUCUUGACCGAGGAAGAACGGCAACGCGUUCUCUCAGGCCAGAGUCGGGCGAGAAUUAUCAAUAUUUGGCGCCCGAUGUUCAAUCAUGCCGAGGACAUUCCCUUCGCCGUGUGCGAUCCAAGGACUAACAUCGAUCUCGCCGAUGUUGUCUCGGUUGACCGCAUCACCCACGAAGCAGCCAAGGAAGUUGCCUACUUUUCCUGGAAUCCUGCCCACAGAUGGUACUGGAUGAGCAACCAGACCCCUGACGAGAUUGUUAUCAUGACACAGUACGACACCCACCCGCCAGGUGGCUUUUUCAACAUUGUACCCCAUGCUGCAUUUCGAAAUGGAGCGGCUCGGCCCGGCUGCCCAACGCGGUACAGUGUUGAGGCAAGAUUCAUUGUACUGGAGCCCGCGCCGUAUCAGAAGGAUGGGCCUGGUCCUAAUGGUCCAUUCCCAGAAGAAAGUCGACUUCAGCCGUGGAAGAAGUGGGUUACACCGCCUGAGCCGAAGGCUGUCCCAGCCCCCACCGCUGAUGCAAGGCCAAUGUACUUCUAA